UAAUUAAGGGUUCAUUAGCCACAAUCACCAUCAUCGUGGUUGCAGGUGCGGCGAGCCCCGUUCGCAGACACGCGCUGUGCGCCCGUGCAAGCCGACGGGGAGGAACGCGGCGGGGACCUUUAUCAUGGCUUCGGGUGGGGCUGGGCACAAUAUGAGCACCAAGGUUAACCGGGAGCUGCUCAAUGAGUCCAUCAAUAAGGUCAUCGAGGAGUCGGCCCGCCGCAACCGCAAGUUCGUCGAGACGGUGGAGAUGCAAAUCGCUCUCAAGAACAUGAAUCCCCACAAGGUCAAGCCCGCCUCCGGAACAUUCAGGCUGAAACACUCCAUGAAGCCCAACUUCCAGGUGUGCGUCAUUGGAGACAAGGAACACUGCGAGGAAGCCCGAGCCAAUGGCGUUGACUUCGUCGACCUGGAGACCGUCCAGAGGAUGAAGAGGCAGCCCAGCUUCGCGAGGAAAAUUAUCAAGAAGUACGACGGCUUCCUCGGGUCGACCACCAUCUUGAACGAAGUCACCAAUGUCGUGGGUCCCAUGCUGAAGAAAAGGGGCAAGCUGCCUUUGCCUCUGCGGCACGGCGAUUGCUUGCCCGAGAAAGUCCACGAGGUGAAGACGACCAUGAGGAUCCAAAUGAAGAGGGUGUUGUGGCUCGCGUUAUCCGUCGGCAACGUCAAAAUGGCGCCCGAAAUGCUUGCCGAGAACAUCAACGAAGCCAUCAAGUCGCUGCUGACGCUGCUGAAGAAGGACUGGCAGAACGUCAAGUCCCUACACAUCAAGUCCACCAUGGGAUCGCCUCAGAGAAUCUACUAAACCUCCCCGCUUGGUGGUGCAGCUGAACAGAAUACAAGAAAGCGGCAAAUAAAGCUGGAGACCCUAAGGCACCACCAACGCGCAAACUUGUUCGGAGUGGUAUUCUGCCUGGGGCCUUGUUCUCGCCAACGGUUAGGGUAUGGUGUUCAAUAUGACACGAGCAACUGUUCCUCCUAAGGAAAUAUCUAGCACUCUCUCUGUGCAGGCAUGUGGUACUAUGUGUUUGUAUGGCAACAUACAGUUUGUAUAUAUAUACAGAGUGCGUAUGAUAAAUCUAGCUUAUAGAUACGGGAAAUAUGGGACACCCACGUGAACUACAGCGUUCCAAAUGUUCAGUUAUCACGGGAAUGCUGCAUGGAGCUAGAAGCUACAAAAAAGACUGCAGAACGCGUUACGUGGCAAUUCUAAAGCGUAGUAAUGUAAAGGAAGACUCGGGAGAAAAAGGCCCUCGUCACGUGCUAUGGUAAACGGUAGCUUCAAGCCGCGUUGCGGAGAGCCCGGCAAGGGCGUGAGUCGCGGGCCAGUCGUUACCCGGGAUUGGCUUGCCAAGCCUAUUGCUGCCGGACGCCAUGCUAUAUCGUUUGCCUUUUCUUGCUUAAUGGAAGACUAUAUUACGCGGAGUUUCUUGCGAUUUGGUAUGAAUUUGUUGCGAAAGCACUUUGUAGCUUAUUUUAUUCUUUCGUGCGGCACAGCUGUGUCGCUGGUUAGCCUCACAAUGACACAUUUCAGAAUACGUGCCUUCCAGUCUACGUAACUCAUAGUUCGUUAAGUAACACUGGGUUUAUUGGUCUUCUCCCGGGUUCACGUACGCUAUGUGAAGGUGGCGUUAGAAAGGAUGCAGAUCCUCCGUAAUGGCCGUCAGUUGUGGUGCUGGCUAACGCUGCAAGGGCUUGAUCUAUAGUACGCAUAUAAUACCCAAGAAAGUGGUUGCGGAAAACGGCGCCUCAGAAGUUCAGUCGGUAAUGCAAAGGCGUUGGUUCGGAUCCCACCGGCGGCAAGUAGUUUUUUCGUCCAUUUUCAUUUCCCUGUAUUUUGUGAUUUCUACGUUUUCAUAAAAAACAAAUCACUUACCCUAUGCUUUCCUUGGUUUUACUGCCUGUUGU
Molecule: messenger RNA, 1908 nt
Organism: Dermacentor silvarum
Lineage: Eukaryota; Metazoa; Arthropoda; Arachnida; Ixodida; Ixodidae
Product: 60S ribosomal protein L10a-2
Exons: 5
Coding region: 125-805 (226 amino acids)
Biological process (GO): translation
Cellular component (GO): large ribosomal subunit
Molecular function (GO): RNA binding; structural constituent of ribosome
Source: RefSeq, a predicted model, not a curated record